Molecule: messenger RNA, 1572 nt
Organism: Durotheca rogersii
Lineage: Eukaryota; Fungi; Ascomycota; Sordariomycetes; Xylariales; Xylariaceae
Product: inositolphosphorylceramide-B C-26 hydroxylase
Exons: 2
Coding region: 96-1283 (395 amino acids)
Biological process (GO): fatty acid metabolic process; lipid biosynthetic process
Cellular component (GO): endoplasmic reticulum; membrane
Molecular function (GO): heme binding; iron ion binding; fatty acid 2-hydroxylase activity
Source: RefSeq, a predicted model, not a curated record
UCCGUCUUUUGACCCUCCCUCUUGCCUCUCGUCUCGUCCCAAAUAGGUAAAUACGGGAAGCAUAGCCGACGCUCCUUGCUGAACUUGACGCCACAAUGCCUGGACGGACGCUACCGACCCUGACCUCGGCCGAGGUCGAAUCGCACAACAGCGCGAAGUCCUGUUAUAUUGCCAUCGGCGCCAGCGUUUACGAUGUGACCGACUUCGUCGAAUCUCAUCCCGGCGGUCCCGACCUGAUCCUCGAUUAUGCCGGCAAGGACGUAGCUGCCAUUCUCCAAGACGAGGAUUCCCACGCUCACUCUGCGUCGGCGUAUGAGAUUUUGGAAGACUACCAGAUCGCCUUUCUAGGGACAGACAGUGGCGGGAAUGCAGGGAAGAAAGCCAGCACAAAUGGGAAUGCAAAUGGGAAUGCAAACGGAAACGCAAAUGGAAAUACAAAUGGAAACGCAAAUGGGAAUACAAAUGGGAACGGAAAUGGCGCGCCCUUCGUCCACCCACGAACCGGCAUGUCCUGCGAGGAGGACCUGAGCAAGGAUACCGACCCCAAUGCAGACUUCAAGCAGCACAAGUUCCUCGACUUGAACAAGCCGCUCUUGAUGCAGGUAUGGCUCGGCGGCUUCAGCAAGAGGUUCUAUUUGGACCAGGUCCACCGACCGCGACACUACAGGGGAGGCGCCUCCGCUCCCUUGUUCGGGAACUUCCUCGAACCGCUCAGCCUGACGCCCUGGUGGAUGGUCCCGAUCAUCUGGCUGCCCCCCACCCUGUACGGCACCUACUUGGCCUCCGAAGGGUUCGAAAGCAAGCUGGGACUGGCCGCCAGCUGGGUGUCUGGCCUGGCGAUAUGGACUCUUCUGGAGUAUUUCCUGCACCGGUGCCUUUUCCAUCUCGACGAAUACCUGCCGGACAACAGGGUAGGGAUUACGUUGCACUUCUUGCUCCACGGCGUCCACCACUACCUGCCGAUGGACAAAUACCGCCUAGUGAUGCCCCCGGCGCUCUUCGUGGUGCUUGCGACACCUUUCUGGAAACUGGCCCAUUCCCUAUUCUACUGGAACUGGCACCUGGCCACGGCCGUAUACUGCGGCGGCAUCUUCGGAUACAUCUGCUACGACCUGACGCACUACUUCCUGCACCACCAGAACCUCCCUCUCUGGUAUAAGGACCUCAAGAAAUAUCACCUCGCUCACCACUUCCUCGACUACGAGCUAGGCUUCGGCGUGACUAGCCGCUUCUGGGAUCGGAUUUUCGGCACCGAGCUGCCUACUCUCGUCAAGACAGCUUAGGUUGGCUUAGCUUACCGCCGUACGUGCUUCAGCCCGGAGAGGGGCGGGGCUCAGUUCGGCCUGUUGAGACGGUGUAAAUUUUGCGUCGUCUGGUAAUGCGGCAUGCGAUGAUUACAGGCCUAGGAUGAGGAACCGCGAUAGUGACGACAGCAAGGGUCGCCAAUGGGCGUUUGGAGAUCUAUAUAUAUAUAAUUAGGGUAUGAUGGAAACAUUGACCGAGGCUUAAAUUGCAACCCUGCUUUACUGCUAAUUAAUUAAUGAUGCAUACCCUCUCAUCGCUGCCGCCAUC